GACAAACCUCCCGUCGCCCACGGUGCCAACCCGGCAGAUCUCAUCCCGCGUCCACAGCGUCUCAUGGUUCUUUUUCACUCCACUAAGCUUCUCGGCACGACCCUAGGGCUCUUUUGUCUCUUGUCCUGGCCAUGAUCAUUCAACCUAGGCUACAUGCGAUUGUCUUCGGCCUUAUUCCUCGCACAAUGUCAUGCACGGGUGCAUAUUGGUAAUAACCGACGAAUGAAGCUAUCUGCCGACCGGAGACUAACAUGGCAGGUAUUGGAGGCUCAUUGGAGGCUCAGUGGGAGGGUUGCUCACCCAAAGAUGGCCAAUCUACUGGUUGAUAUACAUGUCCAACUCACGUUUUACCAAGAGUCUUCGAGCGUUGUAGAUCUGAUUGAAACUUUUGAGUGCAUUUUACAGCGACACCUCGGGUAUCUUCACGCUUCUAUCCUUAUCUUGGGUCCUCAGUAUCAGGGCAGGGUCAUUGCUUCGUAUCUUCGAAAACAUUCAUGAUCGGCACUCGAGCUUGGUUCAUACCCUCUCAUCUUUUCCUUUGAAGGACUUUACCGACACCGCUCCCUCCUGCUAGAUCAACAGGAAUGGCUGGUCAGGGCUUCGGCGUGGCUUUUUAAUAGGAACUGGCGAGUCAGUCUUG
Macroventuria anomochaeta is the source of this 640-nucleotide messenger RNA. RefSeq lists its product as uncharacterized. The record is from RefSeq and is a predicted model, not a curated record. Lineage: Eukaryota; Fungi; Ascomycota; Dothideomycetes; Pleosporales; Didymellaceae. The coding region runs from base 154 to 498 and encodes 114 amino acids. The transcript has a single exon.